AUGUCAAAACCAGCUGUUGUGCAAACAUGUCAGCGAGAGGCAGUUUUAACGAAAAAAGAUGUACCCGGGAAAGAGUACCUCGCCGGGUUGUUCUCCGGAUUUAUGUCUGUGGCAGUGACGUAUCCCAUGACGAAAUUUAAUUACAGGCAAAUAUUGGACAGGACGAGCUUCAAAGAUACCUUGCUUAAAAUGUACUCAGAGGGGCAUUCGCUUUUGUUCAGAGGUAUUUUGCCGCCGUUAUUGCACAAGUCGAUUCAGAUGACCAUAAUGUUCGGAACUUACAGCCAGGUGCAUAGGAAUUUGGAGAAAUUGAUACCGAAUCAACGCUACAACCAAAUACUUAGCUCAGUUAUCGCUGCUAGUGUUGAAUCGUCCAUAAUGCCUUUCGAAAGGGUGCAAACAGUUUUAAUUUACUCGAACUACAACAAAAACUACAAGAACAUGUUCGAUGCCUUCGUGAAAAUACAGAAAAAGCACGGCACGAAGGAACUCUAUCGGGGAUACACAGUGAUAUGGAUCAGGAACUCCAGCUCCAACCUGUGUUUUUUCUUUUUACGCGACAAAUUUCACGAGAUCACGGUCAACUACAACAAUCUCCCGUUGCUUGAAUUCAUCGGAGGCGCGUUCUGCGGCACAACCAUGUCCAUGGUUUUUUACCCCAUCAAAGUACUUAAGACAGCAAUACACAAAGAAGUGGGCACCUCCAUAAGUUACACUAGAACGCUGAUGGAAGUUUACAGAGAAAAAAUAUACUUCAGGGGUUGGAUGAUGAAUGGGUUUAAAUCUUUAGUAUCGUGGGGCGUGUCCCUACAGUCCUACGAGUUUGCAUUAAGGUUGUUAUCCAACAUUAAAUAA
Molecule: messenger RNA, 855 nt
Organism: Brassicogethes aeneus
Lineage: Eukaryota; Metazoa; Arthropoda; Insecta; Coleoptera; Nitidulidae
Source: the annotation of a GenBank genome assembly